AUGAGUGGCAGUAAUCGCUCUCUUCAUCUGGAGGAGCUGUUCAUUAACGAUGCUGCCCAAGAAUCACCUGUCAUCGGUCCCUUGCGCAUCAGUAAACGGGACUCGUCCUCUCCAGCUUCGGCAUCGGGUUCAAGCCCCCCGCCGAAUGCCCCGCUGCCCUACCCCGAUGACCGUCAACGUCCUCAAAUGCGCACUUCGAGCUCAAAUGAUCGGUACCAUGAUGUGCGAUAUGGUUCGCCGCCAGCUGGCUCUGGCUCUGGUUCCGUGAGCCCAAAUGAGUACCCCCCAGCUUUGCGCCCGCGCGACGGUCGUGAGCCUCGCGUCGCAACACUGGCCGAGCGCAGAGGCGCCGCUCCUAAACCUUUACCCGAAUCGCCAGGUCAUGAUGCGCCAGACCGUGAAGCUCUGGCUGCGAGACCCUAUCCUCGCCCCCCGGCCGGGCCUGUACCUGCCCCACCAGCGGAGGCAACCACGAAUCAAUAUGACUACCGCCAACAAUACUACCCGCCUCCCCAACGACAAAGUUCUGUGUCUGCGGCCCGUCCCCCAUCCAGUCUUCAGCCCUCCCAGGGUCCACUCAACCGUAUCAGCUCAACCGCCUCCACAUCAACAACUCGCGCCCAGCGUGGCUCACCACCUCCCCCGGAGACACCAAUCGUCGGACCCGGCCAGCAGCCCGGUUCUGACAUUGAGGCGCGAUAUGCCGCGGCCGGUAUUGCCGGAACUGGAACCCUCCAGGGGAUGCAGUCGCACAAUGUUGCUGCCCAAAGACGAGCGGAGCAAUACUCAGGCCAGCAGCCGACGUUCCAGCAGCCCUCUCAGCCUUCUCAACCGCGCCCCUGGACUCCGACCGAACAACCUGGGUCUCAACCUCAUGGCCCUCCCACGGUUUACCAGGGUGCAGAUGUCGUGAGCGAGGAUAGCCAGGCUGCUGCUCACCCCGGCCAGUAUCAUAGCCCACCACCUCAAGUUCCAGGAGGAUUCAGUAGCCCACCUCCACAGGCUCAUCCAGGCCAGUACGGUUCACCACAGCCACAAGCUCAUCCAGGCCAAUACAACAGUCCGCCACCUCAAUCCCACCCCGGUCAAUACAGCAGCCCGCCACCACAGGCCCACCCAAGCCAAUAUGCUGAAUCUCCAUCCCAACAGCAUCCUAGUGCUCUGCCGCCACAGCAACAACAGCAGCCACAACAACCCGGAAGGGCGCCAUCGAACCCCCUGGAGCAGGAUAUGGAACGAAUGCGCCUCAGCUCCUCCCCACCUCCAGCUUACUCAAGUGUCUCUGGUCCUUCCACCUCGGGCAAUUAUCCCAUCGAGAAACCAGGCGCAGCUGCUGCCGCCGGAGCCGCCGCCGGAGCUGGAGCCGCGAUGAUGCAUCCAGCUCUGGCAAACCAGUCCCACUCUGCUGCGACGAGUGUAGCCUCCCCUGCACCUACAGUCUCGAACCAAAACCAUCCUGCUUUUGCGAAUGAUCCAAGAGGGCAACAGCAAGCGGGGCAAUCCCCACAGGCCUCGGUUGCCAGCGACUUGUCUGGAUUCCACCACCAAACAGUUCAGGUCACCUCGCCCGGUCCUUCUGCCGCAACUCCUGCAUCUCCGCCACCUCUCCCGGAAGGAUGGAUUGCCCAUAUGGAUCCUAGCUCCGGGCAGUAUUAUUACAUUCAUUUACCGACGCAGUCCACUCAAUGGGAGUUCCCGAAGGGACCUACGCCGCUCAACCUUAAUGAUACACCCAUGUCUCCCGUUGGAAGUGUAUAUAGCGCCCAUCCCUUAGCUUCACCGGGACUUUCAGCUUUCGGCAAGCAGCCUCUUGCAUCUCCUGGCGUGCCGUUGACCCCUGGAUUUGAAAGCUUACAGUCUCCUGUGGUAACUGGGUUUUCUGGGCCUCCGCCGAGUAGUGGAAUGGACCUGUACAAGACCGCACCCACCAACGGCGUCUAUUUUGGACCUUAUCUUCGCUACACCAACAUGGACCUCGAGCGUGGCCUUUGGUUGGGUUCCAUCCUACUUGUGACAGAUGCCGUACAGCCACCAACAAUUCAUAUGCAUCAAAGUAUGGAUCUGUCCCCAAACCCGCGUCAGCUCAAAGCAAACAACAUCGCCGCUCACCAGCGCUGGACAUUCUAUAAAUAUGACAUUGAUUUGCAGAUGGAUGACGCUGGCCCUGCGAAAUGGACAUAUGCUAUCACUUCCCACCUGGGUUGCACUCGCUAUGAGUUCCUUGUCGCUGGUCGACACGAAACGAACUGGCGGUUCAUUGCCACGUCUGGAAACGACUUCUCGCUCAAUGUAAAUGCCAACGAGCGUGCUCGCCUGGGCGGUGCCGGCUACAUGUGGAAAGACAUCAUGCAAAAGCAUAAUGAGAUUGGCGGUUUCCACACCCAAUUAUGUCUUGGUGGUCAGAUUUAUGCCGAUAGGAUGUGGAAGGACAUUCCAUCGCUCAAGCAGUGGCUGACUCUCAGUGGGAAAGAGGCUAGGAAGAAUGCUCCUUGGACUGCAGCUCAUCAACAAGAUGUUUCACAUGCAUACUUCCAUUACUACACGAGCCACUUCGAUCAGCCCUACAUCAGGGAAUCCUUUGCGCAAAUCCCUUACAUUUGCCAGAUUGACGAUCACGAUAUCUUUGACGGUUUUGGCUCUUACCCUGAGCACAUGCAGUUCUCAAACAUGUUCAAGAACAUUGGCCGCAUUGGAAUCGAAAUGUAUCUUCUGUUCCAGCAUCAUACCACACUUGAUCUCCUCCGCAAUGUGAACAAUGACAUGGACCUCUUUACUAUCACCGGAACAGGCUGGCACUUUGUGAAGUACCUUGGACCCGGCGUCGUUGUUGUCGGUCCAGAUUGCCGUUCGGAGCGAAACCCUCAUCAAGUCAUGGCUGGUCCCACGUACCAGGGCCUCUUCCCAAAAAUCGCAAUGCUCCCGCCAAGUGUGCAGCAUUGUCUCUGGAUGGUGGCAGUGCCGCUCAUCUACCCCCGACUAGAAACAGCGGAACAUAUCGCACAAACCGUUGCUACCGGAAAGCGGGCCGUGACUGGUGCCUACAACGUCCUGGGUAAAGUCACAAGCUCUGUGGCUGGCGUAGUAGGUGCCAAGGACUUUGUCGGGUCUGGCUUUGACUCGGUGAAGCGGGCUGUGGGUAAAUCAGGCCUGAUGGGCGGUAUUUUGAGUCCAUUUGGAGAAUUCAAUUCCAUGGACGAGCUGCGAGACCAAUGGACCCACGAAUCCAAGGAUCUUGAGCGCACAUAUCUCAUCCGCACUCUCCAGGGUAUCGCUCAUCAAAAGUCUCUUCGUAUGACUUUCCUCUCCGGAGCCGUCAAUGUGUGCGGCGCGGGUCUCGUCCACGAUCCUUCAAACCCCUCAGACCACAAGACCAUGUACCAGCUCAUCGCAUCCCCUGUCGUCAACACCCCUCCCCCUUCAUACAUCAUUAAGCUCCUGCACAGCCAUAACAAGCCACUUUACAUCCCAGCCAACGGUCAUCGAUCAUCUCCCCAGCCUAGUGACACCAAGGAGGACAUGAUGGAGAUCUUCCAGACCGAUGUCAACGGUCAAGCUCGCGAGCACCGCAAGCUCAUGGGUCGUCGGAACUACGUUGCCAUUGUUGCUUAUGACCCGGAGACUGUGAGCUCGCCCUAUGGACAACUGCAUCCUGGCUCACAGAGUAAGCUGAGUCUGGCCGCGGACUUUAUGGUACAGGGUGAGGGAGCUCUGGGAAAUGUGGUCAAGUUCGGUCCUGUUAUCGUACCGAGCUUGGAGCAUGGAAAGUGA
Molecule: messenger RNA, 3768 nt
Organism: Penicillium olsonii
Lineage: Eukaryota; Fungi; Ascomycota; Eurotiomycetes; Eurotiales; Aspergillaceae
Source: the annotation of a GenBank genome assembly